Messenger RNA from Anoplopoma fimbria (sablefish), 4212 nucleotides. Its product is annotated as roundabout homolog 2-like. Gene Ontology annotation, molecular function: protein binding. Gene Ontology annotation, biological process: axon guidance; cell-cell adhesion. The record is from RefSeq and is a predicted model, not a curated record. NCBI's taxonomy places the organism in Eukaryota, Metazoa, Chordata, Actinopteri, Perciformes, Anoplopomatidae. The transcript has 27 exons. Gene Ontology annotation, cellular component: plasma membrane; axon. The coding region runs from base 1 to 4212 and encodes 1403 amino acids.
AUGGGUCCUCUACAGUAUUUAUUUCUCUGUGGACUUCUGUACACCCAAACCGACGGGUCUCGUCUCCGCCAGGAAGACUUCCCUCCCCGCAUUGUGGAGCACCCCUCUGACCUCAUUGUGUCUAAAGGGGAACCAGCCACUCUCAACUGUAAGGCCGAGGGCCGUCCAACCCCAACGGUGGAAUGGUACAAAGACGGAGAGCGCGUCGAGACGGACCGCGAAAACCCCCGCUCCCACCGUAUGCUGCUGCCCAGCGGGUCCCUCUUCUUCCUACGUAUCAUCCACGGCCGACGGAGCAAGCCCGAUGAUGGCAGCUACGUGUGUCUGGCCCGGAACUAUCUGGGAGAGGCCAAAAGCCGGAACGCAUCUCUAGUAGUAGCAUUGUUACGGGACGACUUCAGGCAGAACCCACAGGAUGUGGUGGUGUCGGUCGGGGAGACCGCCAUUCUCGAGUGUCAGCCUCCACGCGGGCAUCCUGAACCCACCACCUUCUGGAGGAAAGAUAAUGCUCGCCUUGAACUCAAAGAUGACAGAAUCACGGUUCGUGGAGGAAAGCUAACCAUCUCAAAUACCAAGAAGAGUGAUGUGGGGAUAUAUGUGUGUGUGGCAGCCAACAUGGUUGGGGAGAGAGAGAGUGAAAAAGCUCAGCUCUCAGUGUUUGAAAGACCAGUGUUUGUGCAACGGCCUGUGAACCAGGUGGUCUUAGUUGACGAGACUGUGGAGUUCAGGUGUCAGGUUCAUGGUGACCCGCCUCCUACACUGCGUUGGAAAAAGGAGGACGUGGACAUUCCCCGCGGCAGGUAUGACAUCAGAUAUGAAAAAGAGGACUUCCUGCUCAGGAUAAAGAAAGCAUCAGUCAGUGAUCAAGGAACCUUCACCUGUGUAGCAGAGAACCGUGUGGGUAAACUGGAGGCCUCUGGCUACCUGACUAUCAGAGCUCGCCCUGUUGAGGCACCCCAGUUUGUGGUGCGACCCCGUGACCAGAUUGUGGCACAAGGACGAACAGCUACCUUUCCAUGUGAGACCAGAGGUAAACCUCAGCCCACUGUCUUUUGGCAGCGAGAUGGUAGCCAGGAUCUUCUGUUCCCCAACCAGCCAAAACAGGGAGAUAGCCGUGUUUCUGUGUCAGUGAAUGGAGAGUUGACUAUUUCAUCAGUGCAACGCUCUGAUGCAGGGUAUUAUAUAUGCCAGGCCCUCACUGUAGCUGGCAGCAUCCUGGCCAAGGCCCAGCUUGAGGUAGCAGACGCCCUGAAGGAUCGCCCUCCACCCAUCAUCCGACAAGGCCCAUCCAACCAAACGCAGGCGUUGGGAGGUGUGUCCCUACUAAAGUGUCAGGCAUCAGGGGACCCAGAGCCCACGGUCACCUGGCGAAAGAAUGGCGUCAAUCUGCUUGGAAAGGACCCACGAUUUUCCCUGCUGGAGCAUGGCAGCCUUCAGAUCCAGAGUACCAGGCUGUCUGAUCUGGGGUUGUACACCUGUGUUGCCACCAGCUCCAGUGGAGAAACAUCAUGGAGUGCCUACUUGGAUGUCAGAGACUCCACUGACCUCGUGGACUUCAUGCCUCACAAUGCAACGGCCCUCUCAGGGCCGCCCUCCAAGCCAGAGGUCACUGAUGUUACCAAGAGCAGUAUCUCGUUGUCAUGGGAACCGGGGCCAGAGGCGGGCUCCCCAGUGUCUUCCUAUGUCAUCGAGGCCUUUGGUCAGUCAGUGAGUAACAGCUGGCAGACAGUGGCAGACCAUGUGAAGACCACUGAGUUCACAGUCAAGGACCUACGACCCAAUACUGUCUACCUGUUCAUCAUCAGGGCAGUCAAUGCUCAAGGGCUUGGGGACCCCAGCCCCAUGUCUGAGCCAGUCCGGACUCAAGACAUUAGUCCCACAGCACAGGGAGUGGACCAUCGUCGCGUGCAGAAGGAGUUGGGAGAUGUGGUGGUCAGCAUGCAUAACCCCGUGGUCCUUAGCUCUACUUCAGUGCAGGUCACAUGGACUGUGGAGAAUCCAUCCCAGUUUAUUCAAGGCUACCGUGUUCUGUACCGGCAGACGUCAGGCCUGCCCUCCCCAGGGCCAUGGCAGAUGCAGGACUUGAAGGUCGCCUCAGAGAGGGACAUAACUCUCUCCGGUUUGAAGAAAGGCAUCGUCUAUGAGAUUAAAGUGCGGCCAUACUUCAAUGAGUUCCAGGGUGCAGACAGUGAAUCCAUGACAGCACGCACCAUGGAAGAAGCACCUGGUGCGCCUCCACAGCAAGUGACAGUGUUGACAGUAGGCAGCCAUAACAGCACGUCCAUCAGCGUGUCAUGGGACCCUCCUGCCUCGGACCAACAGAAUGGCAUCAUCCAGGAGUACAAGAUCUGGUGUCUGGCCAACGAAACCCGCUUUCAUGUCAAUAAGUCUGUCGAUGCAACCAUCCGUUCAGUGGUUGUUGGGGGGCUGCAGACUGGAGUGCAGUACCAUGUGGAGGUGGCUGCAGGCACCAGUGCAGGGGUGGGGGUCAAGAGCAAACCCCAGCUCAUCAUCUUGGGUGCAGAACUGAGGGACGAGAUGACGGGAUCGGAGGGCAACAAUAGCAUCUCGGACGUGGUGAAGCAGCCGGCCUUCAUUGCUGGUUUGGGAGGGGCCUGCUGGAUUGUUCUCAUGGGCUUCAGUGCCUGGUUGUACUGGAGGAGAAAAAAGAGGAAGGGACUUAGCAACUAUGCAGUUCAAUCCUUCACCUUUACGCGUGCAGUUACAUUCCAAAGAGACAGAGGCCUGAUCAGAAAUGGAAGCCGUCCAGGACUGUUGAAGUCGGGUGACCAAGGCCUCCCCUGGUUGGCUGACUCCUGGCCCUCCACGAGCCUCCCAGCUAACGGCGGCUUAGGGAGUCCGAAGGGCGGCAGCAACUUUGGCCGAGGAGAUGUUUUACCGUCCGCAGCAGUGGAGAAGACGGGCACCAUGCUGUCUGAUGGUGCCAUCUACAGCAGUAUUGACUUUAUGGGGAAGGCAGGCUACAGCAGCCCGGCACGAGGCAGUCAGCCCACCCCCUAUGCCACCACUCAGAUACUCCAGUCCAACAGUUUCCACGAGCUGGCUGUGGACAGGCCAGAUCCCCGCUGGAAGGCUUCUCUUCAAGCCCAGCAGGAAAUAGCAAACCUGGGCUACUCGCUAACUGACAGACGCCCUGGCAGUGGUGCAAAGGUUGGGAAGAAAAAGAAGGUGAAGGGUGGAACGAAGGCCUCUAAAUCAAAUGGGACGUGCUGGGCUAACAUGCCCCUGCCUCCACCACCCAUGCACCCACUCCCUGGUACUGAGGUUGACCUUGACCGUUACCCUCAGGAAAACCACGGAGGAGGAUAUGACAGCAACAGUUGGGCCCCACCAAUGUCUCUCCAGACCUACCGCCACCAGAGUUUGGAUAAUGAGGCAGAGGAAGAGAGAGGUCCCACUCCUCCCCUGAGAGGAAGAUCCUCCUCGCCGGCAGCAUCUUCCUUCAGCCAGCCCUCAUCUUCCUCUCUCAGCUCUGCCCACCAUGAGGAAAUGCAAUCCAUUUUGCAGGCCCACUUGGAUGAGCUGACCAGAGCUUACCAAUACGAGGUGGCCAAGCAAGCAUGGCACAUGAAGGGUAGUCCAAACGUGUCCACCACCCCCAUCCCUCCUGUGGACUUCAUGUCCAGUACGCUGGGCUCUGAUUUGGGAGCAACUCUCCUUUCUGAAGAAGAUGAGGAUUUGGAGGAGGAGGAAAGAUACGCUAUGGUGUCAAAGAAUUUGUGUGGCUUUGAAUACACUCCCGGUCACAGCGUAGACAACCUUGAGGGCUCAGGUAAAGGCUCCCAGCAGUGUCGCUCAGACAGCUCUGGCUCAGCAGACCAUGGUGCACAGGGCACACAUAGCCUUGGCCACAAGAGGGCAACACUGACUGGCCUCAAACCGCAGACGGGCAAGGUCGGGACUCUGCCCAGACGGAGAGACACCAACAAUGAAGCCCACACACCGGCCCUGCACAGCCUGGGUUCCCGCAUGCACAGCUCAUGGGCAGCUGCGGCCUCAGACCCCUCUGAGGAGUGCAUGGUGACCGUGUCGACGCUAGAGCGGCAGCAUAUGGCUUCCUGGAGCGGCACAACAACAUCCAACAGGGCCACCCUGAGUAGGGGUUCCCACAAGAGACCUGGCACAGAUCCCACCCACAACGGGCAUCUUUCAACAAGCAGCACAGAGAAAAGGGAACACUGUAGGUGUUAA